GCAAAAUUUGGAUCAACUUUUACCAUGUAUUGAGCCUUCUAAUCUUACAAUCUUUUUCUGAUUAACCCCUUGACUUUCAAUUAGGUUUUGAGAUUUUUAUUUUGCAUUGAUCUACAGAUAAAAAUUUGAACCCAUGACGCAUUAGGUUAAGAUAGAUUAGAGUGUAAAACACAAGUGCAGCUUUUAAAAACGUCCUUAACUGAACUGAAUGGACAUAAUAACCCUCAACUAAGCUGAAAGUGGGCCUAUAUACAAGCCCAUAUUAAGUUUAAUUGGGCCAUUUUGGGAUGGACCUCUCUCGAGUCUCUUCUUUCUCGUUUCUUCUUCAUCCUUAGGCCUUAGGCCCAUAUAUACCAUCAUUUCCCAAACGCGCUCUUAAAAAAAAAAAACAAAAGAAAAAAAAAAGGGAAAAUCAAAACUCAUUUAUCUCCCGCCAAGCAAACGAACCAGAGAAAAUGAGAGAGAACCAAACACCGCUCAAGGACCUAUCCCGACCUGCAAAGCUCGUGACUCCCGUUCCCAAGAAGAAGAUUCCGAAGAAGAGCUUGAACACCGUCUUUUCCGCAGUUUCCGAAGACGAACCGGUGGAGAAUUUCAAGCUUUCAGUCGAUUACACUCCUGUUUCUGCGAAUUCCAAUGUUUCAGUGGAUUUCACUCCGAGUUCUGUGAUUUCUGAUGUGGAUUUCACCGAGAGUCUGAUGCUGAUGCCGGAUCCACCUUUGUCGGCUUCAUCAGAGAUAUUGUUUCAGUCCGAUCUCUCACCGUCUCCGGAGGCUAGUGUUAAUAAGAAAGGACCGGGCAAUGUCUCUCUGAGUAUUCGUAAAUCGAGCGAAUUUGAUGGAUCGAACUUUGGUUCUGUGGAGGCUGACAUUGUAGCUAGAUUUCUCAGGCAAGCGCGGUCUCAGGUCUUAAAUUCUGAGCUGGAUACUAAAUCUAAGAAGAUUCUGGAUGCACUGGUUGAGAUUGUCAUAGGGGAGCUCCACACUUCACCUGCAGAGAGGGACCGGCUUGCUGAACUUCUGUCGGCAAAAGCUUACAUAACGAUGGCGUGUUUCGUGUUCUGGAUGAUUGCAUUGGGUGUAUGGGUGUUCAGCUCUGGAAGCCGAAGCAAUUUUCGUGGACCUCUGCCUACUUGAUCAAGCCUGAGCGGACACUGGAGAACAGGUGAAGGACGGGAUAAGCGUCUACUGUGAGAUCAACUUGCUGGAGCGAACCAAUCAAAUCGCGCCAAUGAGUGGUCUGGACCAAAAGGUGAAUGUCUUAUUUUUAAUCUUGAAAAUAAUUUUUAGAUUAAUGAUACAGUGAAAGAAGAAGAGAGCUAGCUGUACUUAAAAGCAAAGAUUCUGGUUGGGUAUAAUACACAAGGGGAGAAGAGUUUGCUGUUGUUUAAACUUUAAAGUAGUGAUUGGCAUGAUUAGAGGGAAAAACACUAAGAGCCACGGAUGAAGAUUCUGUGUUGCAAUCAUUGGUUUGGUUAUGUUCUUCAAUCUUCACCCUAAACAAAUUUAUCAUAACGCCAAAAACCUAGUUUAAUCACAUAGUAGGGCAUAUCUAGGUGCCCAAUUAACAUGCCACAAGUUUGCUUUUGUUUCUUAGAAUUCUAUUACAUCCAUACUUGGAGAACAAUUUAUAUGUAACAGAUUUCUAUCUCCGUCUCUCUGCAUCUCACAUCAUCUGAUCAAUCAUAUUAUGAGAUAUGUAGAGAUAAGAGGUAAAAAAUCCUUUAACGGACCCGUACUUCUCGCUCUGCAUCUUACACCACAUUAUAAGCCACAUCCCGAAAGAUAUAAAAGGACGGAAAACAAGACCCAUUAGAGGUAAGUUUUUGCCCACUAGGUUCGUGCUGUAUUUGCUAUAGAGAUUAGAGAUGUAAAAAAAAAAAGAUAUUUAUAGGGCUAGUUCGGUAUGGGAUACGAACCGAAAAUGGCAUACCAUAUCCUGAAUCGAAAAUUUUCAGGACAAAAAUCCGACGACCGAUCCUGAACUGAAACUUCGGGAUUCCAGAAAUAUUUUUGGUAUUUCAGGAUUUCCCGAAACCGAACCUGCAUCAAAAUCCAAAUCAACUAGAUUGAAAUUGAAAUCAUUUGAACCUACAUUAAAACCCCAAAUU
This is a messenger RNA of Pyrus x bretschneideri (Chinese white pear), 2110 nucleotides long. RefSeq lists its product as uncharacterized. The transcript has 4 exons. The coding region runs from base 456 to 1136 and encodes 226 amino acids. NCBI's taxonomy places the organism in Eukaryota, Viridiplantae, Streptophyta, Magnoliopsida, Rosales, Rosaceae. The record is from RefSeq and is a predicted model, not a curated record.